AAAUUGCUUGCACCCGCCCCCCUACCUCUACCCACCAGGAUGUGACUAGAGCGUUAAUGACAGUAACAGUGUUGUUUACCCAAAUUAUGUCUAAAGAAGCUUUAAUUGUCACAUAAAUUUGUCAUGCAUGACUGUGAUGUGUGAGAGAUUUGUCUAUCCAUACAUAGAGUCAAGAUAAACACCGAUAUUUUUUACGUGUAGCACUAUGGCUACACGUACAGAUGUGAUAUUAUAUUUUAGGCCGCUACCAGCCGGAAAAUGGUUCUGAAGGCAAUUAGGUCGUUCUUCAGACGGCUUUACAUACUGUUGGUGGAUCUGUACACGUUCCCAGAGCUGCGGCCAGUGUUUUUGGCUGGCGUGAAGAACGGGAUGUUGGGUCUGUUUUUUAAGGGCCCAGUUUAUAAAGAUGUGAGCGACAGUUACGGUGGGAGUGCCCGGGUGAUGUAUAUUCAAGGAGUGCCGCUGCCUCCCUUCCCUUCAAUGCAUGCUAACUUACUGGAACAGGAUGGAUUCAAGGCCCGCAGUGACGAUAUAUGGGUAGUUAAUUGGCCAAAAUCAGGCACACAUUGGAUGUGGGAAAUAGUCAAGAUAUUAACUUCUGGGCGGGCAGAAUUAACUGACUCUUAUAAAGGAGGCGCCAUGUUUCCGGAACUGUGUCCGCUCCACGUAAUAGAAAAUAUGGCGCCACCGCGUGUCCUGAAUACGCAUGUGCCUCUAAAACUUUUCCCAAAGGUGGCGCUGAAUAGCAAGAUAAUCUACGUCGUUCGUAAUCCAAAGGAUGUAUAUGUGUCUUUAUAUUAUCACGCGACGGGUAUAGAACCGAAGUCAGCGAACUGCUCUUGGAACGGGAUGUAUGAACUGCUGGUGAACGGCAAAGCUCAGUAUGGCGACUGGUUCGACCACGUAGAAGAAUGGUUGAAAGUCCUGGAGAACAAUCCAAACGCCCUGAUUAUGACGUAUGAGGACAUGAAACUGGACCUUAAGAAACAAGUGCGUCUAGUGGCCGAGUUUUUGGGACGUGAAAGAUCAGAGCAGUUCUACAGCGACGUGGCUAGACUAUGCUCCUUUCAACAUAUGAAGAAAGAAAAGAAAGACAUCAGGAAUGUCUGGGCGGAGGACAGCGAAGGCAUAUUUAGGAAAGGCACAGUGGGAGAUUGGAGGAAUCAUUUCACGGUGGCUCAGAACGAGGAGUUCAAUCAGAUAUUCUGCAGGAGGAUGAAGAACAUCAACCUUGACUUGAAAUUUGAGCUUUGAUCACAUCCCGCUUUUUUGGCUAUCCAAAGACGGUGUGACACGAAUGGUAGUCCUAAGAAUGGAAGUCCGGGGUCUAAUGAGUUUAGUACAGGUUAGGGCUACUUGAAAUAUUGGGGUUAGUA
This is a messenger RNA of Lingula anatina, 1376 nucleotides long. RefSeq names its product sulfotransferase 2A8-like. The record is from RefSeq and is a predicted model, not a curated record. NCBI's taxonomy places the organism in Eukaryota, Metazoa, Brachiopoda, Lingulata, Lingulida, Lingulidae. Gene Ontology annotation, molecular function: sulfotransferase activity.